Molecule: messenger RNA, 1246 nt
Organism: Linum tenue
Lineage: Eukaryota; Viridiplantae; Streptophyta; Magnoliopsida; Malpighiales; Linaceae
Source: the annotation of a GenBank genome assembly
CAUAAAUAUAUAUGGUCCCAUAUCAUUAUUAUUAUUAUUAUUAUAUAUAAAGGAAGCGUCUGGAGUAAAGUUGCAAUAAGCUCCAUAAUACAAUGGCAGUGGCGGUGGCUGCAGGGAGUGGCAAGUGGUCGCUCGGAGGAACGACGGCGCUCGUCACCGGCGGCACGAAAGGGAUCGGAUUCGCCGUCGUGGAGGAGCUGGCCGGGCUCGGGGCAAGCGUGUACACCUGCGCGCGAAACGAAGCGGAGCUCGACGGCUGCCUAGCCCAAUGGAAGUCCAAAGGCUUCACGGUGAGCGGCUCCGUGUGUGACGUGUCAUCUCCGCCUCAGCGCCAGCAGCUGAUGGACAAAGUCGCUUCCCACUUCCACGCCAAGCUUCACAUCCUCGUAGUGAACAACGUGGGUACAAGCAUAGUGAAGGCGAGCGUGGAUUACACGGUGGAGGAAUUCAGGUGGCUGAUGGGCACCAACCUGGAGUCGGCCUUCCACUUGAGCCAGCUGGCGCACCCUUUGUUGAAGAACUCGGAAGGGGCCAGCCUGGUCUUCAUGUCCUCUGUCGCCGGAGUCGCUUCUGUCAGUUUUGGAUCCGUUUACGGCGCAACCAAAGGAGCCAUGAAUCAGCUAACCAAGAAUCUGGCAUGCGAGUGGGCCAAGGACAACAUAAGGGUCAAUUCAGUGGCUCCUUGGUUUACGACGACUCCUCUCGUGGAAUCAUUGCAGCACUUGGAGGAUAAGAAAUUCGAGGAGAGUGUGAUAGGGAGAACUCCGAUGAGGCGCGUGGGGAAGGCGGAGGAGGUAGCUUCAUUGACGGCCUUCCUCUGCAUGCCCGCUUCAUCGUACAUCACUGGCCAAACCGUUUGCGUCGACGGUGGGAUGUCCGUUCACGGCUUCACCUUCCCCUAAUAUUGUUUACUGUAACCGGCCUUUGCUCUACUUUUCGGAGCCAUAACUACUAUAUCAUUUCAUUCCAGCUUGAAGAUCAUCUCCUAGCAGAAGAUAUAGAAGAUUUUAAGCUUCGUAAUAUUGUAAUCUCUCUCCUUUUUAUGAACUAGAUCUAUUCAUGCAUUUAAGUUGAUGAAUCCUAAUUCUAGAUUUCGGAUUGUUUGUUGAUGCUUGUGACAAAUCUCAAAAUUGUGCUUCAUGCAUUUGAUGGAUCUUAAUUUCAUCCCUCAAUUUGAGACUUUUUUUUACCUAGCCGGGAGGGUCGAAAAUCCGCUUAUAUUCCAUUUUUGGCAAUUCAUAUCGCU